AUGGUACGUACGACGCGCAGGCGGUGGAAUGGCAUCAAAGUCCAAACUUUUAUAUUCUCUCUAUCUGAUCUCUCAUUCUCAUUCUCAUUCACAUUCUCAUUCACAUUGUAUUGCCGUUCCCAGCCGCAGCAGCAACUUCCUGCUUUCAAAUUGGAUAGGGAAGGCGUCUACAUAGCCAGAGAUUUUUCCAACAUGUUACGUUCCAAAUCAAGAUCGGCCUCUUUCGAUUUGGGAAGAAAGAACCACGCCUCUGUUCUAUCUCGGACCAUCUCUGCAUCCAAGUUCUGUAGAGGAGACCCUGUGAUUUCACAGAUCCAUAAAAACGCGCUCAAACCCAUCGAACCAAAUCCCUCCAUGCUUGCUGAUUUGUCCCAGAAACAAGUCGUCGGAAUUUCCACGAUGCAGGGACAUUCACAUUCGGAUCAGAACGGGGAGGAGUUGAAGAUAUCAAAGGAGAAAUUGGCGGCUAUGCAGGAAGAAAGAGGCCGAUUGCUGAAUGAGCUUCGAGAGACGAAAAUGGUGGCUCAGGAGGCCAAUACGAAGCUAAGCGAGGCAUUGUCUUCUCAGCAGGCUGCAGGGGCAAAUGCAGAGUUUGAUGCUGUGAAAGAAUCCCUGUCCAAUUCAACAAGGGAAUUGAAAAUGAAAAAGGAGAAUAUCGAAUCAUUGAAACUUGAACUCGACAAGGCAAAGGAGAUUGAGCUCAGAUUGAAGGAGAGAGAUGCGUCUUGCCAUAGGUUGGAGGAGGAGCUGAGCAACGCGAAAGCCUCCCAGGCUCGGGCAAUGGGAUUGUUGUCUGAGAGCCAGAGAAGAAUUCAAGAGCUUGAGGAUGAAUUACAGAGAGAAAAGUUGUCCGAAAAUAAGAUUAGCAGAGACCAUGAUGGAGGUUGCGGUCACGAGGAUGUAGAAUCCAUGAAAGAAACCAUUGAAAAUCUGAGGUUUGAGCUUCAACUGGCGAAAGAAAAUCUGGCUCGUGUCCACGGGGGCGACAAAAUUGCUCUCUCAAAGGCUCAGAGCCCGGUUGAUGAGGUGAACUCGCUUAAAAGCGAGCUGAAAUCAGCAAUUGAGGCAGAGGAGACGAGCAAGAAGGCCAUGGACGACCUGGCAUUAGCCCUCAAAGAAGUCGCGACAGAAGCCAACACAGUGAAGGAGAAGCUCGCUACAACCGAGACUGAGCUCGAGCACGUGAAGCAGGAGGCGGCAGAGUUGAAGGGCAUGGUGAGGAGCAUUGAGGAAGGCUACGAAAAGAAAUUGGAAGAAGCGAAGAAAGAAAAUGAGCGGAACCAACAUACUAUCCAGAGACUGACAUUAGAGACCGAAGAGUCCCUCUUGGCAUGGAAUGCGAAAGAGAUGGGCUUUGUCGAAUGCAUCAAAAAAGCUGAUGAAGAGAAGGCACAUGUCCAACAGGAGAACGCCAGGCUGAUUGAGUCCCAGAAAGCGGCCGAAAACGCAACCAGGACAUCAAGGGAAGAGAAUUUCAAGCUGAGGGACAUACUCAAGCAGGCCUUAAACGAAGCCAACGUCGCAAAAGAAGCAGCCGCCAUUGCCAGGGCCGAGAAUUCCCAACUCAAGGACUCCCUGGUUGAGAAAGACGAAGCCUUAGACUUCAUCAUUCAGGAAAAUGAACGGCUUCGAAUCAAUGAAGCAGCAGCUCACGAGAGCAUCAAGGGGCUGAAGCGAUUCCUCUCUGCAUCGGCGACCAAGCCAGAAACAGAGCAAGGAAGCAUAUUCAGGUUCACAAAAUCAAUGGCGAUGCAUCAUAAAGAUGGGAGGAAAUUGAACAAGGCCUUCAGUUUCAAUCUGAGUGAGCUUAAAGCUGCAAACAGGCAUGAUCAAGAUGCGGCUGUGGAAGCUGUGGAAGAAGACCCAGAGAAGGCCGAGGCGCUGAAAGGCUCCAUCUUUGACACUGUGGAGUCGCCCAAGUCGGAGCCGAAUACGCCUAUGCACAGAGGAGAGGAAUCAGAGUGCACAGAAGAGAAGAAAGGGGUGAAUGUAGAAGAGGCAGAUCAUCAAAGUGCGGAAGUGUCCCAUUUCUCUGAUGCAGAGAGUGAGAGGAGUUCACAGAGGAAUAGGAGGCCAUUGUUGCGGAGAUUCGGAGAUCUUAUAAGGAGAAAAACCUCGUACAGAAAGGAACAAGUUGUCGAGUAAAUAUUCUGUAUCAUUUUGUAGUUUGAUUUUGCCAUCCUUUUGGUUUGUGAAAUUAUGGAUUAAUUAACAGUGUGAAUUUGAAGCAGCAGCUUUUAGUAAAAAGAUCAAGAUGGCUUUGUGAUUGAUGCAUUUCAAGGUGAUGCCACGGUGGCGACCUUAAUAUGUUCAUUCUUCGUCUGGUAAAACAGGGAGUUUUGGGCACCAA
Molecule: messenger RNA, 2350 nt
Organism: Diospyros lotus (date-plum)
Lineage: Eukaryota; Viridiplantae; Streptophyta; Magnoliopsida; Ericales; Ebenaceae
Product: putative WEB family protein At1g65010, chloroplastic
Exons: 4
Coding region: 1-2145 (714 amino acids)
Source: RefSeq, a predicted model, not a curated record